Messenger RNA from Cladophialophora immunda, 4215 nucleotides. RefSeq lists its product as uncharacterized. NCBI's taxonomy places the organism in Eukaryota, Fungi, Ascomycota, Eurotiomycetes, Chaetothyriales, Herpotrichiellaceae. The record is from RefSeq and is a predicted model, not a curated record. Gene Ontology annotation, biological process: protein phosphorylation. Gene Ontology annotation, molecular function: ATP binding; protein kinase activity. Bases 1432 to 4215 code for a protein of 927 amino acids. The transcript has 7 exons.
CUGUAUCGAAUCGACCCCUGCCACCAUAUAUUCGCAACCGCGACUCCUACCGGUACACCAUAGGACGGAAGGAUGCUGGCAGUCUUUCUGUCCAGAUUGAAGCCAAGAGUGGUUGAGAAGGGCUUCAAGCUGGAUGAUACCUACAACGACAGCCCUUCACCGUUUGCAUCCAGUCUCCAAUAGCCAUGGCGCAGUAAAAUAUCAGCUCGGAAAGGCUGCCUGUGCGUCGCAAAGACACACGCUCUAGUCGCCCGUCUGUGCUGGCUUGGGACACUGCCGUAUACCCCGGUGUCGCUCAACGGAGUGAACGAAAUAGCGCAGUGCCGUCGUCCUUAGCAAGGCGGCGAAAAGAAAAAGUCCCUUAAGGACAAGGCUCCAGUACCCCUUUCAUCUCCGUACAGUCGCGGCGCCGUCGAACAGGAGUGUUGCCUUUCGCAGACACCUCCCUCUCCACCCUCUUCGUCCAGGUCGACAAGUACCGCAUAUUAUAGCCAACCUCGACCCGGACAAUCUCCUUUCUUUGCAGGCUCCCGAAGAGAAUACCGUCCCAGUGGGCUUCCACGUCGUCAUACACAUCUCGGCAAUCGAAAUUCAUCGUCUGGAAGCAAACGUCUUCCAGAAACACCCGAGUCUGCCGUCGCAACUUCGCCAGACCUUUCAACCUUAGCUUCGCCCCUUGUAAGUGGAACAAAGUGCAGUAGCGGCGCUUUAUCGUCCUCCGCUUUCUCAUCACACUCUUCGCCAACACCGCUCAACGAGAAGGACUCCAGUCCUCCACUCACUCGCGCGCCAAGACGAGUUCUCCGUCCAGACAAUUGGUGGCAGAAGCACAGCAGACAGCCUCCAACUGACCCUGGGUCUGCCAGACCUCCUCUUCUUCCUGACAAGUCUCCACUCCGACCCAGUGAAGACUUUGCAGCUCCCCCACCGCUUCCUAAGAGAUCACCUCUACGACCGGCAGGGCUUCCACUUUCACGUGAGCCUGCAGCUGCUCACCGCACUUCUGCUGUACAGUUUGAGUCCGAGCCGCAGGAAGAUACAGCUCUCUGGGAAGAGCUAUCUCCGCCUCCACUUUGUGUUCGAAAGACCAGACCCCCAGUAACUCCAGCACGAACUGAACCUGAAGAUCGGCCUCGAAAGACUCUUGUUCCCCCAGAUUGCGAAGGCGACCUUAAAACUCCAGAAUCAGAGUACACACCACUCACCCGCGAAUUUGUUCUCCGACGCCUCCUUUCAGAAGAGUCAUUCAACGAAGCGACAAAGACCCGCUUUGCAAGGCGAGACGAAGAGGAAUUACCACCUGAAGUCAUUGCACACCGUAAAAAGACCCUUGAAAUCCUUGAAUCCUCUCCGGAAGCGAGUGAGCCCGAUACUCAGUUGAAGAGAACCAAUACUUUCAAACAACGACGUCGAGCGGGCGCGACUUUCACAAUGGACAGUCUCCAUCCUGAUUCCGCUGCAGCUAUGACUGCUCACCGACGGGAGGCGGUUCGUCUUGCCCAGGAGCAACAGCGAGCAGUUGUGGAAAAGUGCAAGAGAUCCAAGCAGCUUGAACCUGACUAUGCUUUUGAUGAGUUAAUUGGGAAAGGUAGCUUCGGUAGAGUGUACAAAGGACGUCAACAUUCCACAUCAAAGGUCGUUGCCAUUAAAGUUCUCGAUGUCGAUGAAGCGGAUUUUCAUGCCUUUGGUGAUCAUAAGGACGAACAGAUCCGAGACUUCAACCGGGAAAUUAGGAUCCUGCGACAAGCCCAAGAGAGCGGAGCAGAAAACCUCAACCAAAUGAUCGAAGCCUUGCCCGUGCAUAGUCAGCUGUGGUUGGUGUGUGAAUAUUGUCCUGGCGGUAGUGUCAAAACUUUGAUGCGAGCUACCAACGACAGACUUUCCGAAAAAUAUAUCAUAAUUGUCGCAAGGGAAUUGGCAAAGGCUCUAAAAGGCCUUCACGAAGCAGGCAUCAUGCACAGAGAUGUCAAGGCUGCCAACGUCCUCAUUCACCAAGAAGGUCGCCUGGAACUCUGUGACUUCGGGGUUGCCACAAUCCUUGAUACCCAAACAGACAAGAGAAAGACCUUCAUAGGAACUCUACACUGGAUGCCGCCGGAGCUGUGGACGGAAAAUCCUGAGUACUCAGAUGAGGUCGAUGUAUGGGAAUAUGGCUGCACAAUCUAUGAGUGUGCUAUGGGACGGCCACCAAAUAGCGAUCUACGCGAACGUCAACAGCUCAAGAUGAGGAUGCGACGCCUGAAGCAGGCCAUUUCCCUCCCAGAAAAUGAGGCUUUCAGUGACGGUCUACGUUCACUUGUGUCCUACACACUUACUCCUGAUGCCACCACGCGACCAUCGAUGAAGGAUGUUCUUCAACACGAUUUCCUGAAAGACACCGAAGCAACGCAUCCGACAAGCAUGCUCACCGAGCUCGUUCAAACAUAUUACGGAUGGCUAUUCAGUGGCGGCCAAAGAAUUUCUCUAUUCAUGCCCGGUGGUGCGGCGGCUGCUUCUGCCCAAGGCCCCGAUGCCGACAUCGAUUCCGACGACGAGUGGAACUUCAGCAUGACUCAAGAUUUCGAAAAACGCGUCUCCGCAAUCUUGGAGAUACCAGAUUUCCCGAGCUUUUCGCCCAGCGAAACCAUGACAGGAGAAGAAACGCCCAAAGGAUUGACCGCGCCCGGCGGUCUCUCACCCCCCCAAGAAAUGACAGCAGCUCAGAAGGCCAACUUCGAAGCCCGCGUCAAGCGAGGAGCAGACCUCUCAAACAUAUUUGACCAGAACAAGCCUGCAUACGAAUACAAGACCAAAACCGAUUUUAUUCCAAUCCCUGAACAGCGUCGAAUAUCCGACUUACCGUUCCGAGCCAUGGCAGAGGACCGGCCAAGCUCUAUUGCAUCCAACGUGAUUGAUCUCGGAGAUUUUGAUGAAGCCGACUAUGCAGUAGCAGCUGCCCCAAGAACGGAUGACAAAAUCCAGACCGCCUACGCUGCCGCGCCCAUGAAAGAAGAGACCAUCAGACUUGCGGAUGCAUCUACCCUUCGGGAGAAGCGGGCGAAUUCGAAAGGUCCCCGGGAUCCCAAUGGCCAAUCUCUUACCGCCAGAAGAGCCUCAUCCGCUGAGGUUGUUGCGCCCUCAAGCACAUCUGCGCAUGACUUUGCAAUGUCGCAGGAGGAGUGGACUGUUAAGAACAGAACUAAAGCCCCUGAACUGCAAGAGCCAGCCGAAAUCACAUCUUCUCGUCCCGGCCACGCGACGAUGGAUUGGUCCUUCGCUAGCGCCAUGUCCGAGGCUGCAAUGACAAUCCCACAAAUCAACGUGCCAUCCGAAGAAGACUCGACGAGCAGCCAUGAUAUCCCAGGCCCGCCGGAAGAGGAGGCCGAGGCAGAAACCAAUUUCAACCAAAAGACGAAGAAACACAACACAAUGGACUGGUCUUUCUCAUCCGCCAUGGCUGAAGCAAAAGUUGCUGAAGACUAUGAAGAGCAAGAAGCCGUGGAAUCGUCUCCUCCACCUACUCCUUUCACAUACCAGAAGCCUGCUGCCGGCCCCAGACCGACACCAACCCGUCCAGCCCUGUUAUCGCGCCAGAUGACUAUGCCUGUCACGAUCGGCGACUUUGUACAAGCUGAAGAACAGGAGAUUCCUCGGCCGUCAACCGCACUAUCCGAAGCAUACAGUGAUGUUUCAGCCUCGUCCACGGAUGUGGACCCAUUCGGCCUUGAACGCGACGACGACGACGGAGAUCAUCCGGGCCCUGCCACAAUGGACGAAGACGUCAAUAUGGGUGGAUUCUACUCGGGGAGAGGGAGGACGAUGCUCUCCGGGUAUUCCUCGGCAACAACCACACCGUUGACGGCUUCUGGGCCAGGUCCGGCCCCUUAUGCCUUGGGACGCCCGGCACGAAUUGGCGAAGACGGGUUUCCUGGGCCCAGCCACUCUCACCCGGCAGCACCCAACAUGCACCGGGCCUCCAAUUCGUCGGUCACGUCCAAUGCAACGGCAAUCCCGGCAGGUGGUGUCCAAGGCCCCCUCGUCGCCUUCGUCCCGCCUGCAUCUCCUCCUAGCACGGCCGCGAUGUCCGCCUACGCCUCGAAUGAGGAGGUUGAGGCGGAGCUGAUGCGCCUGCUGGAGGGGAUGCAGGGGACGUUGAAUGCGGCGAGGGAGGUCGUCGGUGGACUUGAGAGGAGGAGAGUGAGGGGGGAGGAGGAAUGGGUGUCGGAGGAGGAGUAG